AGUAUGCUACGUAUCGCCUUAGUACAUGUUGCAUUACAAGUAUCACACAAAUACAAACAACGAUACGCUGUCCGUAUAUUGCAAGAUAAUCAGUGAAAAUAUAGCGAUAUGAUGACGAAUGAGAUAACGUGAACCAUCCGACGAAAUAUUUGUGUAAUUUAUAUUUGUUGUAAACAAUCGUGUGCGCAAAGCUAGAGUGUAAACAUGCUGAGUGCUGGGAAGACGGCGCUUUCCGCAGCUGUAACUAAAGCAUUCAUUAGAUCUGUAGCAAUUAAUAGCACGACAGUGAACACAGGUCAUCAUGUGCAAGUUAAGGACUGGAAGGAGAUCCCUGGACCAUCGUCUUUGCCUAUCAUUGGGCAAACACUGCAUUUCUUGCCAGGAGGUUCCUUGUCAGAUCCAGUUACGAUGGCGGAUACGCUUUUCAAAACGUUUGGCCCCAUAAUAAAAUUAGAUAGCGUAUUUGGGUCACCUACACUUAUUUUUAUCUUAGAUGCGGAAGCAUCUGCCCAGGUCUUACGUGGUGAAAACUGGAUGCCGAAUCGACCUGGAUUUGCCACUCUGGAACAUCAUAGAAAAAUGAAAAUCAAAGAUACUUCAGAGGAAUUCACAGGGCUUAUUACAGACCACGGUGAACCCUGGAAAAAAUUCCGGACUACGGUUAAUCCAAUAAUGUUACAAUCUAAAACCAUUAAGCUAUACAGUAAUAUACUUGAUGAAGUCGCAGAUGAUAUGAUAGAUCGAAUGAAAUCCAAAAGGAACGAGAAAAACAUGAUCGACGGAAAAUUUGAUGUCGAGAUGAAUCUAUGGGCUUUAGAAUCUAUUGCUGUCGUAGCUCUAGGCGGACGUAUAAACUGUCUCGAUCCAAACCUGCCAGACGAUUCACCAGCAAAGAAACUUAUAAAAACUGUUCACGACAUAUUCACAAUGGCCGAUAAAUUAGACUUCAAACCCAGUCUUUGGAGAUUUAUUGCUACACCGAAUUAUAAAAAAGCUAUGAAAUGUUAUGAGGAACAAGCUAAUUUAAGUAAAUACUUCAUUAACAAGGCAAUGGAAAACUACAAAACGAAAGAGAAAAGUGAUGAUGAAAAAGGAAUCUUAGAGAAGCUGUUAGAAAUUGAUGAGAAAAUGGCUGUUAUAAUGGCCAGUGAUAUGUUAUUCGCCGGUGUUGAUACCGCGGCAAAUACAAUGAUAGCAACAUUUUACUUGUUAGCUAAGAAUCCAGAAAAACAGAAAAAAUUAAGAGAAGAGGUUUUAUCACAAAGCGAGCGAAAACCGUAUUUGAAGGCCUGUAUAAAAGAAUCAAUGCGUAUAAUGCCAGUAGUGGCUGGAAAUAUACGAUGCACUUCUAAGGAGUACAAUUUAUUAGGAUAUAAAAUACCCAAAAAUAUGUAUGUAACCUUCGGUCACCAAUAUCUCUCCGUGACCGAACAGCACUUCCCCCGAGCGAAAGAAUUUAUUCCUGAACGAUGGCUGACUGAUAAAUCGGACCCUUUAUAUUAUGGAAACGCUCAUCCAUUCGCAUACAAUCCGUUCGGUUUUGGAGUCAGGAGUUGUAUAGGUCGUCGUAUAGCUGAGUUGGAGUUAGAAACGUUCCUGUCAAAGGUCGUACAGAACUUUGAAAUAGAAUGGACUGGACCUCCAAUAAAACUUAGGCCCGCGGCCCUCAACUAUAUCGUUGGACCUUUCGGUUUUAUUUUUAAGGACGUAAAAAUACAUCUCAUGUGUUUUCUCUUGUGUCGUCUGUGUAUACUGCAACCACAAACUAUUUCAUUUACCAUUGAAUUCUUAUUUUUAUGCCAUUACUAUUUCAGGUACAUAGCAUCAACUUCCAAUCAAGAAAUAAAAUCAUGGAAAGAAAUACCAGGCCCUGUUUCGGUACCAUUUUUAGGUCAAAUACACAACUACUUGCCUGGAGGGCUUUACCAAAAGUUCACUGGGUAUAAACUCCACGAAGAAUUAUAUAGACGCUAUGGACCAAUUUCUAAAGUGGACGGAAUAUUUGGCUGUCCGCCGAUGAUCUACGUGUUUGACGCAGACGGUGCUGCCCAAGUAUUACGCGGAGAAAACGAUACGCCAAUCCGACAAACAUUGCAAAGUUUAGUAUACUAUCGCCAUGUUUAUAGUCGUAAAAAGAAAAAUAGAAGUAACCCAGUAACAGGUUUAUUCAGCGACCAAGGUGACGUAUGGAAGAAAUUCAGAUCUGCAAUGAACCCUGUAUUCUUAUAUCCAAAAGUGAUUCAGUCUUAUUCAACAAUUCUCGAUGAUGUCGCCCUAGACAUGAUCAAAAGGUUAAAAUCACUGCGAAACGAAAACAAUACAAUACAAAGCAAUUUUAAUUAUGAGGUAAACUUAUGGUCUUUGGAGUCUAUAGCAGCCGUAGCCUUGGGAGAUCGCAUCAACUGUCUGGAUCGGAACAUGGGUCCUGACUCACGAGUCAACAAACUUGUGAAGAAUGUGGAAAAUUUCUUCUCUUUGGCCAAUGAGAUAGAUUUUCUUCCAAAUCUUUCUAUGAUGUUUCCGACGAGGAAAUAUAAUCGCCUAAUGCAAACAUAUGACGAAAUAGAUAAUAUUUGCAACACCUAUAUCAAUGAAUCAAUUGAAAAACUUCGAAGAAACGAGCUUGCCUACAAAGAGCGUGGAUUUCUGGAGAAAAUACUUGCAAUUGAUAAAGAUUACGCACAAGUCAUUAUAGCCGAUAUGUUGUUCGGUGGUAUUGAUACUGGAUCCAACACACUUCUGGCAACAAUGUAUUUGCUAGCUAAGAACCCGAAUAAACAAAACAAAUUACGAGAAGAAAUAAUUUCAAAGUCCGGAAAAACGUACUUAAAGGCUUGUCUCAAAGAAGCUAUGAGAAUUAUGCCGGUCGCUAAUGGAAACUCCCGGACAACCACUAAAGAAUACACCAUAUUGGGAUAUAGGAUUCCUAAAGACAUGAAUCUUUCUUUUGGCCACCAACUGCUAUGUUCGUUAGAAGAACACUACCCUCAGGCUGCCGAUUAUAUACCCGAACGCUGGCUGGUCGACAAAACAGACCCUUUGUGCUAUGGAAACGCCCAUCCGUUUACAUUCAGCCCCUUCGGCUUUGGAGUACGAAGUUGUAUCGGUCGACGUAUAAUUGAGUUGGAAUUGGAGGUUUUCCUCUCGAGAUUGGUUGAGAACUUUCUCAUAGGCUGGAACGGGCCAUCACCUAACAUCAAAUAUCGUUUCGUCAACUCUAUGGUUGCACCUUAUUAUUUUACUUUUAAAGAUGUAUAAUAAAGUGGGAACAACA
Zerene cesonia (dogface butterfly) is the source of this 3274-nucleotide messenger RNA. RefSeq lists its product as uncharacterized. Bases 205 to 3258 code for a protein of 1017 amino acids. The transcript is spliced from 19 exons. The record is from RefSeq and is a predicted model, not a curated record. Gene Ontology annotation, molecular function: oxidoreductase activity, acting on paired donors, with incorporation or reduction of molecular oxygen; heme binding; monooxygenase activity. Lineage: Eukaryota; Metazoa; Arthropoda; Insecta; Lepidoptera; Pieridae.